Molecule: messenger RNA, 4387 nt
Organism: Trachymyrmex cornetzi
Lineage: Eukaryota; Metazoa; Arthropoda; Insecta; Hymenoptera; Formicidae
Product: WD repeat, SAM and U-box domain-containing protein 1
Exons: 18
Coding region: 354-3068 (904 amino acids)
Biological process (GO): protein ubiquitination
Molecular function (GO): protein binding; ubiquitin-protein transferase activity
Source: RefSeq, a predicted model, not a curated record
UUUGCAACGAGCAAAGACCGCAUACAGUUUAUAUCUCGCGUUACGCCUCUGUAAUAUCGAUCCUGGAGGCGGCCAGUGGACAUGCGUUUAGCGCUUUUAACUUCAUUGUGACAGGUGCCCUGUCUGGGGUAUCCUGUUUGAAGUGUCUCGUCAGCAGGAGCACUAUGUCGAGCGCGAAAACAUAAUGUGACAUCGCCUCGCGACGCGUAGAGCUCACUGGAAUCACGGCAGCGAAGAAUCAUGUGCCGUGUGGGUGCUCGUUGAUGGAGCGACGAGGCACCGCGAGGGCCGUCGACUAGUGUCUGGAACAUGUGCCUUUGCUACGACUAAGAACCCCGUUAAUCUGAAAAAACAUGACUGCCAUAGGCGACGUGCAAGCCUUGCAGACUUUGACAGUUUAUACCAGCGAUGUAAACAGCGUCGACUUCGCCGGUGAUUGCGUUCUGGUAACGGGAUCCGGGGACAAACGCGUCCGGGUUUGGGAAUGGCAGCCUGGCAGUGGCUACGUGGAGGCUUACUUUUCACCCCUAAUGGGGCACAAGUAUGGCGUUACUUCAGUCAAGGUCAGCCCUCAGUCCACUAUGUUGGCCACCUCCAGCAUAGACGGUACCACGCUGCUCUGGAAUUUGCGCACGGGAACGAAGAUACAUACUAUGGUGCAAGUGGGCGGCGAGGCGGUGAGAGUCUGCAGAUUUUCCCCGGAUUCGACGUUACUCGCGACCGCUGGAGAUAACGGGCAAGUCUGUAUCUGGGAUUUGGUUCAUCGUAAUUUAAUCAGAUGUUUUCAAAAGCACGAGGGUGCUGUGCAAAGCCUGUCCUUCUCUCCGGAUUCGAGCUGGUUGAUCACUUCAUGCACGUUGGGUGUCCUAAAGCUGUUCUCCACUGCCGAACUGAUCGACACUUGUACCUCUAGCAAUCAAGACAUCGCCGAACUCGUCUCGAUUGAUGAUGCUCACGACAUGGGAGUAGUUUGCUGCGACUUCUCGACGUUCCAAGAAGUCACAUGUAACGAGCCAUAUACCAAGCUUUAUCAACUGGUCACGUGCGGUAACGAUCACGACGUGAAGUUGUGGGAAGUCACGGUGAGCCAAAAUAAGUGCGAGGCCCAACCCUCUACUGCCACUGUACAGCUUUGUAGAGUGAUGGAAAAGCACAGCAGUGCCUUAACUUGCGCCCGUUUUAGCAGCAACGGAUUAUAUAUUGCCAGCUGUGGCCUCGAUAAAACGGCAGUAAUUUGGGAGGCGAGCUCAGGAAAGAUUGUGACAGUAAUCUCCGGUCACAAUAGAUAUAUAGCUUGCUGCGCUUUUUCACGCGACGGAAGCUUAUUAGCGACAGGCUCUAAUGAUAAAUCCGUAAUUGCGUGGGACUUGACAGGGAACUUAACUAUCGAUUCGGAACUUUCAAAAAAUAUUGGAACAAAGUGGUUCGUGAAUGACCCUGAAAAAAGUACUAAGCACGAACACGAUCUAAUGAAAAAUGUAGAGACAUACGCUAAUGAAGUAAGAUUGAUUCAAAGAUUGGAGGAGCACAACGGUGCGGUGAACAGCGUUGCCUUCCAUGGAAAUAAUCUUUUAGCUUCAGCAUCAGGUGAUAAAUUAGUGCGCAUUUGGAGCGUCGAAACGGAAGAGGAGGAUGGGGAGGAAGGGGUGAUUAAAAUACAGGAAAAAUCAUUCAGUCCACUCGACGCUCACACCUACAGCGUCAAUUACGUGGAAUUUAGCCCAUGCGGUUCAAUGCUUGCCUCCUGUUCUCUCGAUGGAACAACUUUAGUUUGGAACACAGAAACCGGUGAUCAAGCAAAAUCCUCUUUUGUCAAUUCUGGGGCAGGCAUCCGUGUGUGUCGGUGGUCACCUGAUGGCACGAAGAUUGCCACCGCUGGUGACGACGAGAAGACAAUGUUAUGGGACAUGGAAACUAUGGAUCAGUUGCAUGUCUUCGAGGGUCAUGCCGACGCGAUAUCGGCCCUUGCGUUUACGCAUGAUUCCCGAUAUUUAGUGACCGCGUGUAACGAAGGCACCUGGCGUCUGUUCGAUACUCUGGACGAGAAAAAUGGUUCCGAAGCAUUGAUGGUUUGUGACGCGAGUCACGAUCUAGGUGUCCAAGGAUGUGACUUCAGUCCUACUCCAUGUUCUUUGAUGUGCAGUUCAUCAAGGGACACAGACGUAAAUCAGCAAAUAUAUUUACUAGCAACGUGCGGCAACGAUUCGUUAGUUAAACUAUGGCAUAUAAUUAUUCCAAACGAUCCAUUAUCCGAUUCGGAUAGCAUUAAAUUAAGCAACAUUGGAAAGAGUUACAAGGAGAAGAAGUCCUUAACCGGACACGGUGGAAAUGUAAUGUGUGUCCGUUUCUCGCCCGUCCACGGAGAAGUUAUAGGUAGCGUCGCGACUGAUAGAACAGCUCGUAUAUGGAGCGUGUUUUCCGGAAGUUGUUUAUAUGUCCUAGAGGAUCAUGAUAGUCUUGUUACGUCUUGCGCAUUUUCCGAGGACACAUCAUUCUUCGCUACAGGUGCAUUGGACAAAACUGUCUUGGUUUGGAAAGUGCCGCAACAGUUGGUGUCACAAAGUAAUUUAAUGGAUAGCUUGAGAAACAAGAAGAAGAGGGUUGCGGAUUGGAAACUAUACGACACUUUGAAAUGGUUGAACGACAUUGAAUUAUCCAGACUGUCCAGGAAAGUGCUUGCUUUGGGACUGACAGGACGACAUUUGCUAUCCGUAUCAGAAAAUGAACUAAUAUCUCGGUUGGAACUUGAAGAUGACGAAGAGGCUAUGGAAAUAUUAAAAAAACAAUUAUAUUGGCUGAAGCGUGAAGAUUGCAAUAUUAUGGAGAAUAUAGACGAGUGUGAGAUUCCUCAUGAAUUUUUGUGUCCUAUAACGCACGAGAUAAUGAAAGAACCUGUACAGUGCUCAGAUGGAUUUACUUAUGAAAGGGCAGCUAUAAAUGAAUGGUUCCUAUGUGGAAAAUAUACUAGUCCGAUGACGAAUGAGCCGUUACACGAUACUUCUUUUACUCCGAAUUUCGUUCUCAGAAAUGCUAUAUUCACUCUACUUCAUGGAGAAGGACCACAAUAGUAAUGGCAUUUUACACAUUUAUGAAAAAAAAACAAAAAAGAAAAAACAGAGCACGCGUUAAUAAUUUAUGAUACACGAUAAGCAAUUUUAUUCUACGGUACGUUAGACAUUCAAGAUUCAGUGGUUUUAACGCAAUAAGAUUCGUUCUCUUUACAAGAAUCGAAAGAAAUUCGAACAUCGAUCGGUAUCUGCGGACCAAUUACACACAUGUAAAAAUAUAAAAAAACUUACAAUUAAUAGAUUUUCAUAAUUAAAAAUAACCGCGAAAGGAUACCGCGUGAAGCCGUUAAGAAGGAAGUUACAACUCUUGAUCUUUUACUAAUGCUCGUUUCUACCGUUGUAAUUUAAUUUUAAUUUUAAUCUUGAUUCAACUAAUUCAUCUCUUUCUCUAGUUCUAAGAAUUAGAAAAAAAUGAAGAAUAAGUUGAACCGAGAUCAAAGUUAAUUUACAUCGAUUGAUAGAAACGGACAUCAGAGGAGUUUGAAAUUGGAGAUAUGCUUAGAGAGAACACAUUUUAAUAAUUAAAUAGCAUUGUCAUAACUUUUAUCGAGAAGCGGUAUGUAUCUAAAAACCGCCGAGCGAUCGAUAUUGGGAAGCAAUGUUUAGGAAUGAAUAUUGUCGAAGGAUUUCCAAAUAUUCGAUAUAGCGCGUGUACAAUGCACGUAAUAAUCCAGAUACCUGAUGCAAAGCAACAAGUACAAGUUUACAAAAAUUUAUGGACAAUCUUCGAGAGUUACAGAUAUAUAGUGAAGGCGCUGGUCUAAUAUUACAGAGUAGUCGAACAUACAUACAUACAUAUAUAAUAUACAUGUAAUUAGAAACAUAUCGAGAAUAUACGGAUUUUAUAUCGGUUCUAGGCAUAAACAGAAUUUACAAGUUGUCGAAUUUAGUCGGACAUGGCGUGGGUUUUUAUCGCUCUCUUUUGCAUCUCCAUUCCAAAGUUUUUAUAACUCAAGUAAGUUGCGUUUUUUCAGUCAAAAAUUCUUGUGUUAUCGGAUGAAAAUUUUAUAAUUUUGUAGGUACAAGCCAUUCUUAAUAUUAAGAGUAUUACAGCUAAUUUCAAGUCUAAGAUUACAUUGACAGAGUUAACUUUGUAUCAAAGAAGGAUAUUUAGGAUUGUUUAGUAUCGAAGAAAAUUAUUUCCGUAGCUUUUUGACUAUUUCUUUAGACACUAAAUGGUCCUAAGAUGAUUUUCUGCUAGGAUGCAAAGUUGCAAAUGUUUAUCUUAUAAUUGUUGAAACUUUUAAGUAAUGAAAACAAUUGAAAACUAAGUUUUCAAUUUAGUAUAAAUAUAAACAAUUUUGCGCGCUAUAAAUACA